GCACGUCCUUCGAUGCCCAAACGAACAACGCCGACCCAAUCCGACCUAAGAGACGACGGUGCAUGCAGACCAGCGGUGCGUCCAGCACCCACUGUGAAGAACAUCGCAUGAGGAGUGUCAAACAUGCGGGCACACAGCGAUGGCGGCGACGACGAUGGUGGUCGCGGUGACGAUGCCGACGAACGAUUCACAGAGGACGUGGAAGCAGGGGAUGCCAACGACGACAUUCCUAUUCGGCCUUUGGGGAAGACGGGUGUGAGGGGGAGAGGACGCAACGGAGGUGUUGUUCGUGGUCGAUCCGUUGGCCGUAGGGGCAGAGGUGGCGUCAGCGACGACGGCGGGAAGUCUGCGACGUACUGGUCUCCGGAAGAGCAAAUGCAACUGGUGAGAUGCAAGCGGGAGCAAGAGAUGCACCUCGCCGGGCUGGGUCACAAUUACGGGCGGAUGCGGACCAAGGAGUGGAAGUGGGACGACAUUGCGAAGCGCAUGGCGAACGCGGGGAGGCCUAAAGACGCGGACGACUACAUGAAUAAGUGGGACAAUCUCUUCCAAAACUACAAGAAGAUACAGAGGUUUCAGAAUGCGAGUGGCCGGCCAGAUUUCUUUGGGCUGUCGAAUGAAGAAAGGAAGGACCACAACUUCAAGUUCCGGAUGGAGAGGGCGUUGUACAACGAGAUCCACGCAGGCAUGCUGGGCAACCACACAAUUUUCCCUCCCAACGUCGCUGACACCGGAAGUCCGGACGAGGUGGAGCUGCCCAGGCGAGGAGCGGGUGCUGGGGAUUCUGUUGGUAGUGAGGCCACUCGUGAAGGCUUCCCUGAAGAACGUUCUUCUACGAGGGACGCAACCAGCUGGGCUGGAGGCGGGAAGCGGAAGAAUGCGUGUCGACAGGCAUUGGAGUCGAUUGCUGAUGUCAUGGACCGCCAUGACGAACUGAUGUCGUCGACGAUCGAAUCGUCUAGCAAGCGGCAAUGCAGCAUAUUCACGAGGCAAUGCGACAUACUCGAGCAGGAAGUUGCAGUCCAGAAAGCGCACUAUGUGGCGUCCGAUGAGAUGCAGAGGACGAUGUGUCACGCACUUAUGGAGAUAGUUGCCGCCAUCCGUGGUCGGAUCGUCGUCCUUUUGUCUACCACGUGCACGUCGUCGUCUGCUUCCCACGGAGGACAGAUCUUCUGCGUCGAGGGGGUAUCCGUCGUCGUCACACCACAGCAGCACGAGAGACAUAUUUAUCGCCAGAUCGACAACACUUCAAACAGCGGUCGGCGAAGCACUUCCCGAAUCCCGCUCAUCCGAUCACACCGCCAAGCUCGCCUGCAGAGGUCGCAUCGAAGCAUGUCUACGCGAGGGAACACCUGUGGGAAGAAGCGCGGUGUAGUCCCUAACAACAGCCAAGGGCAGGGAAGAGGUCGGCGGCAUGCCCUGAAAGUGAAGAGGGUGCAUUGGGAAGAUGCAUCGGCAAGGGUGCCUCGUCGUGGAGCUCAAGGUUGGGCAAGAGCAGUGGAAGGGGACUACGACGAAGAGUUCACGAUGGCGGAGGAGCAGGCAGAGGCGAUCACGUCUGCAGUACGAGAGAGUGGUCGGCAACGCUCUUUUGAUCAGAGCGCUUGGAAGAGGAUGCUGACCCCUCCACCCGAGGCGCAGCAGUUGCGUGCCCGCGAAAUGCGGACAGAGAAGGUUGUCGUCGUCGAUCUUGGCGGCGAGGAUGACGAGCCCUUGGAUAGACGUCGCAUGCGCACUCGUACAACGGCGACCCCACCGCCAAUGGUGACGACACACGCUGCUGUAAACGAAAGGCCAGUCUCGGGUAGGCUGCCCGCCACGCCGUCUCAGCCACGUUAGUGCAACAAGGGUGGUGACGGAGGGUCCGUCCAACGCGGCGGCUGGGGGGAAGUCAUGGCAGACACGCGCGCUGUUGGGGCCGAA
Molecule: messenger RNA, 1923 nt
Organism: Chara braunii
Lineage: Eukaryota; Viridiplantae; Streptophyta; Charophyceae; Charales; Characeae
Source: the annotation of a GenBank genome assembly